AUGUCAAUGAUUAGAAGCUCAAAUAUAAACAAGGAUGAUCAUCAGAGAUCAUUUACACCAUUCCAAAUAGAGUUCUUGGCAGAGGAUGAACCAAUAACAAUCAUUCCCAACUUUAAGAAUGAGGAACUACACUUUAUGUCUGGUACCUACGGACCCUUUGUACCCAGCAUCCAACUCAAAGUGCCCCUCUGGCUAGCCAUCACUCUAAAGAAGAAGAAGAAGUGCAGGAUAAUCUAUCCAACAUGGUUGAACAAGGAUUACCUUGACAAUGUAUUCAAAGAGGAGAAUGAGAAUGCAAUGAGGUUUGAACAUCUACCAAAGCAUUAUAUAGAGAUUGCUACGAUGUUGUUGGCAGUGGCACCGGACGAUGCUACAACACAUAAUGGUGGAGCCAAUGAGAUAAGAGGAAUAAUAGAGGAUUUAAUUAAUAGACGACAGAGUAAAUUGAGUGAAACCAUCAUCUCUGUACUGUCAGCCAGUGAUAACAUUGGACCUAUAUUGAUCAACAAUAUUACAAUGAUGGAGAUCAAUCGAAUUAGACCAUCAUUAUGUGCAGGACUAGAUCAUCUAGCGCAACUAUCGUCUGGCGCCGAGCAAGACCGUCAGCGCUGA
Molecule: messenger RNA, 612 nt
Organism: Acytostelium subglobosum LB1
Lineage: Eukaryota; Evosea; Eumycetozoa; Acytosteliales; Acytosteliaceae
Exons: 2
Coding region: 1-612 (203 amino acids)
Biological process (GO): double-strand break repair via break-induced replication; DNA replication
Cellular component (GO): GINS complex; nucleus
Source: RefSeq, a predicted model, not a curated record